GCCACACUUGUUUCCAUGCGCUUCACUAAAUCUUCCUGAAUUAGUACCGAAUCCUUGACGCAACACGUCGAUCGCAACUUCGAUGAACUCGAACAUCAUUGAUGAAAUCAUCGUGUCCGGUUGAAGCUUCUCGGCCUAGCUUAGGUUAUCUUAUUUUAGCUUAGCUGAGCUUGCUAGCCACGAACAAUUGAGAGAGGCGUUUGUGUUGGAGCACAUCGCCAUGCAAAGAGAUCAAGUGGGAACAUAAAUUGCUGCGAUCGUCGCGUGAAAAUGUGUGCAAGAAGGACAGCGGAGCACGAGGAGGAACUUUGGGGGCCAAAAGUCGAGAACGAGCCACAAGUUCAACUUCUGCACGCUGUUUGCGAGAAGCCUCGAGUUGAGUUACGCACAGCAGACAUCAUUGAAGAGCUUUGUCCUGAGCAGCUGAAGCCAGAGUCUCCUCACAUCAAAGAGGAAGACAAAGAGGUUCAUCACAUUAAAGAGGAGGAGGAGUUAGAGCAACUUCACAUCAAAGAGGAGGAGCAGUGCAUUAAAGAGGAAGAGCAGGAGGAAAUCAUCAAGGUUCCAUCGAAUGGUGUCCCUUUAAAACGUGAAGAUAAGGAUGGUCAAAAUGGGGAUAUCAGAGGGGCGGAGCCUCCAAGUGGGAGCUCAAGUCAAUGCAUAACAGGUGAAGGAGGAGGGCUCUUAGCUCCACUAUCAAAUAGUGACAUGACGUCUCACACUGAUGGUGAUGAGGAACAGUCUGAAGGUCAGACUGACAACAAAUGCUGGAAAUGUUCUCAUUGUGGGAAAAUCUUUACUUAUAAGUCAACUUUGAAACAACACGUGAGAAAACACACUGGAGAGAAACCAUUUGCCUGCUCAGUUUGUGGUCAAAGAUUCUCUUGGAAGAGCGCCUUAAAAACUCACACAAGAACACACACAGGUGAGAAAACUUUUGUCUGCUCAGUUUGUGGUCAAAGAUUUGCUCGGAUGGGAGACUUAAAUAUACACAUAAGAACACACACUGGAGAGAAACCUUUUGCCUGCUUAGUUUGUGGUCGAACAUUUGCUCAUCGCAGUCAUUUGUCAACACACACAAGAACCCACACUGGAGAGAAACCUUUUGCCUGCUCAGUUUGUAGUCAACGAUUCUCACGGAAGGGAACCUUAAAUUAUCACACAAGAACACACACAGGUGAGAAACCCUUUUCCUGCUCAGUUUGUGGUCAAAAAUUUGCCCAUAGACCAACUUUGAUAACACACAAGAGAAAACACACGGGGGAGAAACCAUUUGUCUGCUCAGUUUGUGAUCAAAGAUUCUUUGAGAACAGAACCUUAAAAAAUCACACAAGAACACACACUGGGGAGAAACCUUUUUCCUGCUCAGUUUGUGAUCUAAGAUUCUCUCACAAAGGAAACUUAAAAAGUCACACAAGAAAACACACUGGUGAGAAACCUUUUUCGUGCUCACUAUGUGGUCAAAGAUUCUCUCACAUGGGAAACUUAAAAAGUCACACAGGAAAACACACUUGUUAGAAACCUUUUUCCUGCUCACGUUCUCAUGGGAUGAUAAGGUUAAGAGAGUUAAGUGUGUUGGUGAGAAAAAGUAAUGAUCAAUGAAAGCUUCACCUUUGAUCUGAGCAGGCUUCAUGAGUUCUUGCACCAAGGCUAGAUAGGACAGUUCUAGCUCGAGCAUGUGCAGUGUCUGCUAAGACAACCAAAAUAGUCCAGUUGCGAUUAAUUCAAUGUCCUGAGAAUGAAAUGACCUGACCAGGUCUUGACAACAUAUUUCAGCAAUAGCGGGAAACAUCGUUACUCCCACUAGCCACUUUAGUGGGUUUAGUGUUAUACACAGUAUAUAUGUUUAAUUGUAGUUUCUAUCAAAUGGACCAUUUAACGAGUGGCCCAUUUGAAAUUUUAGCAGGCCCGCCAGACUUUCAUAUUUUAAUUUGAUGUAAUUCGUGUGCUCACGGUCAUCAUAUUUUGUCAAUUUAGUCCACCAUAGAGUGAUUCUCUAACAUUAACUUGGUAUAAAAGUGUCAGUUUUAUUUAAAAAAAAAAAACACAAAAAAACUUUUGUAUAGAAAAGGCCCCACUGACCGCUACUUCUGUUUGACCCAGUUUUGAAUCUGCUUUGUCCAUAUUUGGCUAGGUCCACCCCCUUUACGCUGAUUGUCUAAGACUGCCCCCUUUCCUCUGAUUGGUUGCCUUUGUUUAGGAGACCCACUUGUGAGAGCACACGUGUUUAUGUUGACAGUGCUGGCUCGGGAGCGAAAAGGGAAGGCAGAGAUCUUCGCUAGUGACGUAGACAAGCUUGAGAAAUUCGAAUGACGUGAUUUCAAGAACGCGUGGAUGAUUUUAAUUCAAAUUUCACGUUCGCUGACGCACCAUAGACACAAUAUUACAUCUUAAAUACUGGAAAAAGUUGGUUUGGCAAACUACGUGACUUUUUAAAAAAAAUGGCGAUACGAAAACGCAUAUGUUUGUCCAAGUGGACUUGCCGUAAAUAGCUGCUCACGCAUGUGCACAAAGGAUCUAUACUGGCAGGCACUAAAAUCCAAACAUCAGGAAACACACCGAACAAGGACAGACGACAUCGCCACACACUUUUAAACAUGAUGGGCUUCAAAAUGUCUCUCUCAAAGCCAAAAGAUAUGCAAAGUGGAUGUUGAAAAUUCACAAUUCCAGACAGAAUGGACUGAGAAGUCUUUCUGUCUGGCGGCUGCAACUAGUAUUAAAGCGGUGUGCUUACGGUGCAAUGAGAGCAUUGCUGUGAUGCACGAUACAGUAGUCCAUAGCGGCACCACAAAACAAUGCACUCCACCUUCUCUCAAACUUUUUUUGUAUUUUCAUACAAAAUGACCACAACCUUACACACAACAUUAUCAGAGCUGAAUAUUUAAUAAUGACCUGUCGCGUUAAACAUUUAUGUAGUCUUGUUUUGAGUGUGCACAGCGGUCGUUAACAUCUGAAAGGGUUGUAAAUCUAGUUCUUAAUCUAUCUUCAGUCAUCCAUCCAUCCAUUUUCCAAACCGGUUAUCCUCUCCAGAGUCACCGGCACGCUGGAGCCUAUCCCAGCUAUCUUUGGGCGAGGGGCGGGCUACACCCUGAUCUUGUCGCUAACCAAUUGCAGGGCGCAUAUAAACAAACAACCAUUCGCACUCACAUUCACAACUACGGGCUUUUUAGAGUCAUUAACCUACCAUGCAUGUUUUUGGGACGUGGGAAGAAACCGGAAUACCUGUAGAAAACCCACGCAGGUACGGGGAGAACAUGUUAACUCCACACAAGCGAGGCCGGAUUUGAACCCGGGUCCUCAGAACUCUGAGGCAGAUGUGCUUACCAGUCGGUGCUUUAAUCAUCCAUCCAUCCAUUUUCUGUACUGCUUAUUCAACAUAAUUAUCCUGCACAAAAUUGUUUUCUUGUGAAAAUGCUGAGUAGCCAGUAACUCUGGGGAAACCACUAGCCCCAGUAGCUGGUGAGCAAAAAAAGUUCAUGUCAAGCCCCUGGACCUGAUGAAAGAGAAUAUUCACAUACGCAUGAUGUUUAAUCUUGAAACUAAUGACUGUGGUUCUGAUUCUAAAUCUACAUUCUACUUACCUUCUUAAAGGCUUCCUAUGAACAAGUGUUGAAAGUUAACACUCUCAUGCUUAAUCACUUGUAGUAAUCUGUUUUGUCCAAUGUUUUUGUGAUGAGUUUAUCAAACAAGUAAAUGAUAGAUUGUAAGAAACUUUGACUCUUUGAAGUUAGAUGGAAAACUGCAUAGGUGAUCCUGAAUAAAAUGGAUGUAAAUUUUGUAAUGUAUUAUGUGACUAUAUCACACUGUACAGUUUCUCAUCUAUGUGGUUGUAUUUGCUUUAAUUUUGCUUUGUUUUACUGUUGUGUCUGCUCCCAGGCCAGCCUUGCAAAUGGGAAUCUGUUCUUAAUUGCCUUGCCUGGAUAAAUAAAGGUUAAAUUCAAACAAAAACAAAAAAAUGAAAUACUUGGAUACCUUUCAAGCGGUGAUAGUGAUUUAAGGAGCUUCAAAGAUUAUGACGAAGCAGAUUACCAUAUUAGGAGUCAGGAAUGAUCUGACCGCAUGUAGGUGUUAGGAGAAGGCAUGGUGUCCAGUUUUCCGAACCACCAAUAUUGAAUGGGACUCUCCCACAUGCCGCAGUUGUUGGUAGAUGCUGUAUAUUGCUUGUUUUCCAAUAAAGUUCUCUUUGUUCAACAA
Messenger RNA from Phyllopteryx taeniolatus (common seadragon), 4194 nucleotides. Its product is annotated as oocyte zinc finger protein XlCOF6.1-like. Gene Ontology annotation, biological process: regulation of DNA-templated transcription. Gene Ontology annotation, molecular function: RNA polymerase II cis-regulatory region sequence-specific DNA binding; DNA-binding transcription factor activity, RNA polymerase II-specific. The transcript has 2 exons. NCBI's taxonomy places the organism in Eukaryota, Metazoa, Chordata, Actinopteri, Syngnathiformes, Syngnathidae. The record is from RefSeq and is a predicted model, not a curated record. The coding region runs from base 271 to 1518 and encodes 415 amino acids.